Messenger RNA from Ochotona princeps (American pika), 937 nucleotides. RefSeq names its product ribosomal protein S2 (gene RPS2). Gene Ontology annotation, cellular component: ribosome; cytosolic small ribosomal subunit. Gene Ontology annotation, molecular function: RNA binding; structural constituent of ribosome. NCBI's taxonomy places the organism in Eukaryota, Metazoa, Chordata, Mammalia, Lagomorpha, Ochotonidae. The record is from RefSeq and is a predicted model, not a curated record. Bases 27 to 908 code for a protein of 293 amino acids. The transcript is spliced from 6 exons. Gene Ontology annotation, biological process: translation.
GCCGGCGACUUUGUUUUCCGCAGCAAAUGGCGGAUGACGCCGGUGCAGCAGGAGGCCCGGGAGGCCCGGGGGGCCCCGGCAUGGGAGGCCGAGGCGGCUUCCGCGGCGGCUUCGGCAGCGGGCUGCGCGGUCGCGGGCGCGGCCGGGGACGUGGGCGCGGCCGGGGUCGGGGAGCGCGCGGCGGCAAGGCCGAGGACAAGGAGUGGAUCCCCGUCACCAAGCUGGGCCGCCUGGUGAAGGACAUGAAGAUCAAGUCCCUGGAGGAGAUCUACCUGUUCUCGCUGCCCAUCAAGGAGUCGGAGAUCAUCGACUUCUUCCUGGGCGCGUCCCUCAAGGACGAGGUGCUGAAGAUCAUGCCGGUGCAGAAGCAGACGCGCGCCGGCCAGCGCACCCGCUUCAAGGCCUUCGUCGCCAUUGGGGACUACAACGGCCACGUGGGCCUGGGCGUCAAGUGCUCCAAGGAGGUGGCCACGGCCAUCCGGGGCGCCAUCAUCCUCGCCAAGCUGUCCAUCGUGCCGGUGCGCCGAGGCUACUGGGGCAACAAGAUCGGUAAGCCCCACACAGUGCCCUGCAAGGUGACGGGGCGCUGCGGCUCCGUCCUAGUGCGGCUCAUCCCCGCGCCCCGUGGCACUGGCAUCGUGUCGGCUCCGGUGCCCAAGAAGCUGCUCAUGAUGGCUGGUAUUGAUGACUGCUACACCUCGGCCCGCGGCUGCACCGCCACCCUCGGCAACUUCGCCAAGGCCACCUUUGAUGCCAUCUCCAAGACUUACAGCUACCUGACUCCCGACCUCUGGAAGGAGACGGUGUUCACCAAGUCUCCAUACCAGGAAUUCACGGACCACCUCGUGAAGACGCACACCCGUGUGUCCGUGCAGAGGACCCAGGCCCCCGCUGUGGCUACCACCUAAUUUUGUACACAAGAAAAAUAAAGCAAUUA